Molecule: messenger RNA, 552 nt
Organism: Penicillium oxalicum
Lineage: Eukaryota; Fungi; Ascomycota; Eurotiomycetes; Eurotiales; Aspergillaceae
Exons: 1
Coding region: 1-552 (183 amino acids)
Source: RefSeq, a predicted model, not a curated record
AUGCGUUCCAUCCUCAUCAGUCUCAUUGCAGCCUUGACGGCUCCUCUCGUGACUGCUGUCCCACAUCCUGACAUCUCCUUUACCGCGAAAAACAUCCUGACCCAAAAGGGAUCCCAAUCCGGAUUAGUCCCACGUGAUGAUCUACCAAACGAGAAGAAGAUCGGAUACCUCAUUUUCAGCCACGGCUGCUUCUCUUCCGGCAGUGGAUUUCCUCACUGCGGCGACCUGAUCACUAUGAAAUGGGGCAAAGAAGGAGAAUACAAGUCUUGCAAUGAUCACCCUGUGGAUUCGGCCUUUGAAAAAUUCUGCAGCAUCAAGAGUCAAGAUAUGGUCAAAGUGGACACUCCUAUGGGUCAGGGCAUCUGGCAGCGAGACGUGAAAAGUUGCGGAAAGGGAAGGGGUCGAGAGGGUCUCAUCUUAACCGCCUUGGACGAUUUUAGCGCAAGCGGAUAUGAGUGUGUGAGGGACGACCAUCAGUUCUCGGAGAAUUGUGGCUUUACCUGGGCCAGUCACUCGAGAAUGAAGUGUACCUAUAAAGGUGAACUCGAAUGA